Drosophila yakuba is the source of this 2635-nucleotide messenger RNA. Its product is annotated as nuclear cap-binding protein subunit 1. Gene Ontology annotation, cellular component: nucleus; nuclear cap binding complex. Gene Ontology annotation, biological process: nuclear-transcribed mRNA catabolic process, nonsense-mediated decay; mRNA export from nucleus. NCBI's taxonomy places the organism in Eukaryota, Metazoa, Arthropoda, Insecta, Diptera, Drosophilidae. The record is from RefSeq and is a predicted model, not a curated record. Gene Ontology annotation, molecular function: RNA cap binding; protein binding; mRNA binding. The coding region runs from base 216 to 2501 and encodes 761 amino acids. The transcript has 4 exons.
AUUGUCCAUUAAUUCCCUUUCACUCAAGCCAAGAGGUUCAACUUAUCGUAUUAAUUCAAAUAUUUUUAUCGCAAAUAAUUUGUCAAGUCCAUUUAAGUCAGCAGUGAAAACGACGCAGUGCUACAGUUUUAUUAAAAAGCGAUUAAAUAUUAAGCUCAUUCCGAAGCCGCUUUAGAACUUGGUAAGCAGUGAAAUUUCGCUUCCUUGGACUCAGAAUGGAGACGAAGACCUCGGGCCGCCGUAAGCGCCAGGACUCUGCUGACGGGGAGGAGGAGGCCGAUCUUCGCCUGAAGAGGACUGCCGAGACGAAGGCGGCGACCGUGGAGAGGCUGAUGAGGGGCCUAGGUUUGCAGGACGGAACUUCGCUUGAGCUGAGGCUGGCGAACCUGUCGUACCUGGCGUUCCUGCUCAGCAAGGGAAUUAGCGGCGAGCUGAAGAAGCACAUUAUGAGCCUGCUGAUAACCUGUGUGGGCAGUCAUCCCGGACAGGCCAGUGUCUAUGCCACGUUUGUGGGCCUACUGAAUGUCGGAGACUUUGAUUUCGUCUCCGAGUGCCUGUCGUUCAUGUUGCAGAAGGCUUACGAGUCGAUGCACACUCGCGAUUGGUCCAAGUGCCGGGGAGUAGUCCACUUCCUGGUGGACCUGUACAACUGCCAAGUGAUUCCGUCGUCCUCCCUGCUGAACCUCCUCGCAGUCUUCCUAAAGGAGUGCGAGGCUCUGAGGGAUCCGGACGAUGUGGUGGUAGCGGCUCCGCAGACACGUCGCGAUUGGCUUGCUUACUGUGUGCUAUCCGCCAUGCCCCUUAUUGGUAAAGAUCUGGAGGGGGAGGCGGCAUUCGAGAAGCUGAUGGUCUCACUGCAGAUCUACAUCAAGAAGCGGUGCGCUAUGCACACCACCAUGCUGAGUGUUUGGCGAGAUCUCAAGCAGAGGGACUAUCUGGAGCUGCUAUGGCAGCAGGUGGACGGAUUGAGGCAGGAGCAUUGGGCCGAACCGGAGCACCAGCUGAUCCCCCGACUCUAUAUGGCCUUCGAUGAGACCUUGAGCCACGGCCAGAUGCACUACAUAAGGGAUUUUCAGUUGGCCCCCCAUGAGCAGGGUUGUCGCUAUCCCCCGCCUCGAGUGUGCUUUCGCAUCUUCUCCUACGACUCCGUCGGCGAGAUCCAUCAUUUGCCCUCGCCGGUGCGCAUCGAAAGGCAUCUGCUGGAGGCCCAAAUCCAGGAUAUGCUGCACUCCUUUCACAAAGAAAGAAGAAUCUGUGCCGACAGCCUCUUGGGCUACGCCGCCUCCAAGCCCCAGUUGCCGGUCUAUCACUGCAUCGUGGAGGUGAUCUUGGGCGAGAUGCUGCAGCUGCCCACAGCCCAGUGGAUCAACAUUAACUACGGAGCCCUUCUGGUGCAGCUGUGCAAGGGCCAACCAGACAAGGUGCCCCAGGUGGUGGUCCAGGCCAUGGACAUCCUCUUCAAUCGGCUGGGCUCCAUGAGCGUGGCCUGCUUCGACCGGCUGGUCAACUGGGUGUCGCAUCACAUUAGCAACUUUGGGUUUAUCUGCCAGUGGAGUAAAUGGGCUCAAAGCCUUCCAUCGCCAAUCGAUCCGAGUGCCAGCAAUCUGCAGCCAAAGGUGGUUUUCCUUAGGGAGUUGAUCAAGAAGUGCCUCAGAUUGUCGUACCAGCAACGAAUUGCAGAGAUGGUGCCGGAUACCCUGGCCGGUUUUCUUCCGCCGCCUACGCUUCCGCACUUUAAGUUUGUCGAUGAAAAACUUCCUGGUGCCAUUUUGUCCAAGAGUCUGCUAGAGGCGAUGCGCAGCAAGCAAUCAUGCCCAGAAAUGAUCUCCGAGAUUAUUAGUGCCACCACUGGAAUCGGUCCGCUGCUCAAGAUCAACGUGUUCACCCAGAACUGCCUUCAUUUGGGAUCCAAAUCAUUUAGCCACACUUUCGCAAUUCUCAGCAAAUACCACUCUGUCUUCAAGGAUUUGGCUGCAGGAGAUCCGGAGAAGCAGCUCGCGAUCUUGAACGGAAUCUUCGAUGUGUGGGUCGCCAGCGAUCAGUAUAAAUUUGUGGUGUCUGAAAAGCUGGUCAAGAUGGAGAUCAUUGAUCCCAAUAGCGUUGUGAACUGGAUCUUCGACCCUAUGAUGCGCCAGGAGCUCACGAAGAUGUACGUGUGGGAGCUUCUUCACUCCACUGUGCGCCACCAAAAGCGUGUCCAGCAUGCGAUUGAGGUCGUGGAUGUCGAUGAUCCAAGUGCGUCCGAUCCUAUAGUCAAAGGCAUCCUGUUGAGCAUAGUUCAGCGUUUUGUGAAGACCCUAUCUGGUGCUCCGGUGGCAGACGAGGGAACAGAGGAGCACUACUGGUUCCAGUGGGUUCUGGGAAGGCUGCAGGAGACGCUCUUUAUCUAUGCGGAUGACUGCAAGACUUUCUCGUGCAAGUUGCUUAAGAUAUGCGAGACCUCCGAAGUCAGGCCUGAAAUCUCAAAAACCAUCGAGGCCUUUGUGGCUUACAUCAUGUAACUUCUGUUGAAGAUUUCAUUUGUGAUUAUCAAUUGGUAUUUAAUUUAUAUUAUAAUUUGUAAUUACAAUUGAUAUUGGUGUUGUUUGUUAAUUUUAGACCAAACGAUCUUUAAUAAUAAAGUCAAGGCACAUAA